This is a messenger RNA of Lizanozyma spartinae, 2067 nucleotides long. RefSeq names its product rDNA-binding RNA polymerase I transcriptional factor (gene RRN3). Gene Ontology annotation, biological process: transcription initiation at RNA polymerase I promoter. The transcript has 2 exons. Gene Ontology annotation, molecular function: RNA polymerase I general transcription initiation factor activity; RNA polymerase I core binding. Gene Ontology annotation, cellular component: nucleus. NCBI's taxonomy places the organism in Eukaryota, Fungi, Ascomycota, Pichiomycetes, Serinales, Debaryomycetaceae. The record is from RefSeq and is a predicted model, not a curated record. Bases 1 to 2067 code for a protein of 688 amino acids.
AUGACUUUAAAUAAGAAGAAACAAAAGACAGUUGGUUCUAGCUCUAACGAUAAUCAUAAUAAUAAUAAUAAACUUGUCAAUGAGUUUUCCGAAAAGAUGUGUGCCACUUAUGUUAAAGCAGCAUUUGAUUCACUAGAAAAGAACGAUUCUCUUCAAGUGGAUUCAUUGACUUCAAAAAUAAGUUUACCUUUUGAUCAUCAUGAGUCGAUCUCAUUACCUACCUUCAAUGUGGUUCUUAGAGCCCUAAUAAGCAAUGUGUCAAGAUUUGACAUAAAUAAAUCGUCAGGUUUAAUAUCUGCUAUUUUGGAUUAUAAAUGGUUAGAUGUUAAACAAGUAGACCAAUCAGCAUACGUGGUAUUUAUAGACUUAUAUUCGAAUUUUUUAUCGGUUUUAAUAUCAUCCUUCCCCAAAUACUUGCAUGAUGUUAUGUCAAAACUAGUCAAAGAAUUCAUUAAAGUUUCACCACAGGUAGUCUCUGCAUCUGCAUCAUUAUCAUUAUCGUUGUCUCCAACGAAAUCAUCAAAUCCUAUUAUUAAUCAUCAUGAUGUUCUUGCAAAAAUCAUUAAAAUCAUCCCCACUUCAGUCAAUACAUUACCAGGUAUAUUACAGAAGAACUUCCCUCACCAUUUAUCAUCAUCCCAAGCAGAAUUAACCAAUUAUGUGGGUAAUCUCCUUUGCAUCACGUCCUACUGUUCCGAAUUACAGUUCACCAUUUGGCAAUUGAUUCUCGAAUGCUGCAUCAAAUUGGAUGUUGAAUUACAGAAUGAACUCGACUAUUUAAGAGAUGAAGAAAUCGAUGAAUUGAUUAAUGGUAAGGAGGAUGGCAAUGAUGACGAUGCAGAUGAUGCUGAUUUGACCCUUGUUGGGGAUGUCCCUAAAGAUGAGUGUGGUAAUAAUAGUGAUGAUGAUGAAGAUGAUGAUGAUGCUGCUGCUGAAAAUGACGAUGAGGACGACUUACUCAUGGGAGAAGAGUAUAUCUUAGACACUGUCAGUUCUCCAGAACAUAUCAAGAGUUUAGUGGGUAAAUUAGACUCUAUCAUUGCAUCAUUAUUAAAUGGGACUGAAGAAUCCUUUAGUCUUAACGAAUUGAAUUCAGGUAAUGGGGUUCCACUUUAUAAUACUUUGACUUCCCUUUUCAAAACGCAUAUUUUACCCACCCAUUUCACUAAACUGAUUCAAUUUGUUCAUUUCCAAAUAUCCCAAUACCAACCAGAAUUAUCCGAUUCAUUCCUUGUGAUGCUAAUUGAUGUGGCGUUCAAUCAAAUGGAGAUUUUGGAAAAAAGAUUGAAAGCUAUGCAAUAUUUAUCUUCAUACAUUGCUAGAGCAAGAUCUUUAUCAAAAAACCAAGUGGUGUUUGUUGUGAGCUACUUGGUUACCUGGUUAGACAAAUAUGUAAUGGAAAGAGAAUGUGAAAUUCUUGAUAUGGAAAGCAAUAAGAAUAGCAACAUGCAAACCACCAGGAGUACCGGUGGUAUGGAAAGAUUCAAAUUAUUCUAUGCUGCCUUCCAAGCCCUCUUGUACAUUUUUUGUUUCAGAUAUGAAAUGUUGAGACUUGAUGGGAACAGCACAGGAUCUUCAAAGCAAAGAGCUGGUGAUUCUGAAUGGGAAUCUGAUUUGGAUAAAUUUUUCCAACGAGCAAUUCUUGCCAAAUUUAAUCCAUUGAAAUUCUGUGACGAAUCUGUGGUAUUUAUCUUUGCCAAAAUUGCAACUAAGUUGAAUGUUUGCUAUUGUUAUUCCAUCAUUGAACAUAACAAGAGAGAGAAGAUUUUACAGAACAACGGGAAAUCUGUAAUGCCCUCAGCAGUUGGGAACUUCAAGCAAAAGCAAGAGUUUUUAGACUUGGAAGCUUAUUUCCCCUUCGAUCCUUUGGUCUUGCCCAGUUGUAAGAAAAUAGUUGCCAAGAAUUAUGUUGAAUGGCAUAAUGGUGAUGAUGAAGACGAUGAAUUCAGUGGUACCACAAGUUGUGGAGGUGGACUGGGAGACGAUGAAGAUGACGAUAAUGAAAUUUCGGACUCGAAUGAUGAAGAUCUUUCAAGUGAUGAAGAAGAUGAGGAUGAAGAUAUUUGA